Messenger RNA from Syzygium oleosum, 1212 nucleotides. RefSeq lists its product as uncharacterized. Gene Ontology annotation, molecular function: peptidyl-prolyl cis-trans isomerase activity. The record is from RefSeq and is a predicted model, not a curated record. Gene Ontology annotation, biological process: protein folding; protein peptidyl-prolyl isomerization. The coding region runs from base 97 to 897 and encodes 266 amino acids. The transcript is spliced from 7 exons. NCBI's taxonomy places the organism in Eukaryota, Viridiplantae, Streptophyta, Magnoliopsida, Myrtales, Myrtaceae.
CCCUUAAGCCCUCUUCGUAGUCGCCGUCGUCCUCCUUUCCACCGGAUAACUGCGUCUUAUCUCCGAACCGCGAGCGAGAGUCUUCCCUCCGUUUCAAUGGCGUCCGCGAUCUCCGUGCACGGCCCUCGCCCCAUCCUCCUCCUCCCCCCCUCUCAGGGUACUAAUGGUAAAGAUGUUACCGAAAUGGGUAAGGCGCCUACGAGCUUUCAAGUUGCUAGCAUGCAGCAAAGGAAGUAUGGGGCGACAUGCUGUGCGGCCAGAGGAUUAACAUCUAGAUCUCACUAUGCCUCCAGCUUGGCAUUCAAACAAUUUUCUAAAACCCCCUCCAUCAAAUAUGACAGGAUGGUUGAGAUCAAGUCUAUGGCCACGGACUUGGGUCUGCAGGCGAAAGUAACAAACAAAUGCUUCUUUGACGUGGAAAUUGGGGGAGAACCUGCUGGUAGAAUAGUAAUGGGCCUCUUUGGAGAUGAUGUUCCAAAAACUGUUGAGAACUUCCGUGCUUUAUGCACAGGUGAAAAGGGAUAUGGCUACAAAGGAUGCUCCUUCCAUCGUAUCAUUAAGGACUUUAUGAUCCAGGGAGGGGAUUUCACUAGAGGAAAUGGAACUGGAGGAAAGAGCAUCUAUGGUUCAAGUUUUGAAGACGAGAACUUUGCAUUGAAGCAUGUCGGACCUGGAGUAUUGAGCAUGGCAAACGCUGGCCCUAACACUAACGGGAGCCAAUUUUUCAUAUGCACUGUAAAGACUCCAUGGUUGGACAAUCGCCACGUUGUGUUCGGACAGGUUGUCGACGGGAUAGAUGUUGUGCAGAAACUUGAAUCUCAGGAGACAAGUCGAUCGGAUGUGCCUCGGCAGCCAUGCAGAAUUGUGAACUGUGGGGAACUUCCCCUAGACGGUUGAUUCACACGAGCUGGCUUGUUGCAAUGCGGAGCACAAAUUUUGGUAACGUGUUCCGGUUUCGUCAAGUUUCAUACGACAGCUCUUCGUCGGGUCAGGAUUUUUUUAACUGGACGUUCAUGUUUGCUUGGAGACUGCAUCGGUGAUUCUGACUUCAGUGGUAGCCCAUGAAAUUUGGGUUCUGUGUUAGAAUUUUUCCUUAAGAGGAAAGUGAAUUUUCAAAUGACCCGUGAUUUUACUCGUACGCUACUCUGAUACUGCAAAGCGCGAAGUCUUUUGAGGCUCUAUUGCAAAUACAAUUUCUCAAUUGCUCGGACA